This is a messenger RNA of Scophthalmus maximus (turbot), 2912 nucleotides long. Its product is annotated as nuclear factor 7, brain-like. The transcript has 2 exons. The coding region runs from base 964 to 2352 and encodes 462 amino acids. The record is from RefSeq and is a predicted model, not a curated record. NCBI's taxonomy places the organism in Eukaryota, Metazoa, Chordata, Actinopteri, Pleuronectiformes, Scophthalmidae. Gene Ontology annotation, molecular function: zinc ion binding; protein binding.
ACAUUUAUCAUUUUUCUGUCAUGAUGAUUGAUGGACUAAGGUUCAGUCUGAUCAGGAGAGUUUUCAGUCUCUAACCAUCAGGACGUCUGAAUGACACCGAGUAACAACGUUGUUUAUCAUCGUGACUGACGCGUGAAUCAAUUAGUGCAAAGAUAAUCGAUAAAGUCUAUUGAUUCGUCUCCACUUUGACAAGCUAGAUCUGUGCUCUAGAUAUAGACGCUUCAAGUAAAACUAACAGGUUGACCUUUUGGGCCUGAGGUCACUUAACAUCCGACGGGUGGCGUCAGACGCGUGAACAGAUUAAAUAUUCUCAACCAGGAUAUUGUAAUUACACAGGAUCCAAGUUAUGGCUCAGAUGGAUUCAAAAAUCACAACAAUCACAAUUAAUACAUCUUGUGUAUUAAUACAUCUUGUUGAUGAAGUCUAACAAGUGACGAAGAGACAGAAAAACGAGAACAUUGCGACGGAAACACAAAAAAACUGAAACAUAAAACCACUUCAGAGACACAAACGCCACAGCUGAGAUGCAACAUGAUGAAAACGAGGAGGUCAAACAAAAACAAAAAAAGGAUAUUUAUCGUAAUCGAAUCGAAUCGUGAGACCAGUGAAGAUUCACACCCCAAGUUUCAACCCUGUAAGGAAACAAGUCGUGUGCUGAAACCAUCAAACCUCUGAUGACGACAGCAAGUUGUGUGAUCGUGUAGUGUGUCUGAGACCAAAGGGUUAAAUAGAUCAGAGCUGCACAUCAUGAGUCAGUGUUUCAGGCUCCUCCCUCUCCUCACUCACCUGAGACAAACCAGGAAACUGUUGUUCACUGAAGAGACACAGGCUGAACCACAGACGAUCAGGUUCACUGACAUCGUCCUCUGAGUGAGACCAGCUCCUGGAGAGGAAAGUGGAGAACUUCACCUCUGCUGCCUCCACCUGCCGACGCUCCACAUAACCAACCUUCACUCAGACUAAAUGGCUUCCAGAUCAGAGGAGGAUCUCUGCUGUCCGGUCUGUCAAGAUGUCUUCAGAGAUCCUGUUCUUCUGUCAUGUAGCCACAGCUUCUGUAAAGACUGUGUGAAGAGCUGGUGGAGAGAGAGACCACAACAAGAGUGUCCAGUUUGUGAGAGAAGGUCUUCAAGAGAUGAACCACCUUGUAACCUGGUGUUGAAGAACCUGUGUGAGGACUUCUUACAGGAGAGAGGUCAGAGGUCUUCACAGGCUCUCUGCAGUCUGCACUCUGAGAAACUCUCCCUCUUCUGUCUGGACCAUCAGCAGCUGGUGUGUCUCGUCUGCAGAGAUUCAGAAAAACACACCGACCACAGGUUCAGACCCAUCGAUGAAGCUGCUCGACAACACAAGAAGGAGCUUCAGGAAACUCUGGAGCCCUUAAAGGAGAAGUUAAAGGUUUCUGAACUUGUUAAAGUGAAGUUUGACCAAACAGCAGAACACAUUAAGGUCCAGGCCCGACGCACAGAGAAGCAGAUUCAGGAGCAGUUUAAGAAACUUCACCAGUUUCUACAAGAGGAAGAGGAGGCCAGGAUGACUGCACUGAGGGAGGAAGAGGAGCAGAAGAGUCAGGUGAUGGAGGAGAAGAUGGAGGCUCUGAGCAGAGAGACAGCAUCUCUUUCAGACACAGUCAGAGUCACAGAGGACGAGCUGAGAGCCGAAGACGUCUCGUUCCUGCUCAACUUCAAGGCUGCAGUGGAGAGAGUCCAGCAGCGCCCCCUGCUGGAGGAUCCACAGAUGCCCUCAGGAGCUCUGAUAGACGAGGCCAAACACCUGGGCAACCUGACCUUCAACAUCUGGAACAAGAUGAAGGACAUGGUCUCCUACAGUCCUGUGGUUCUGGACCCAAACACUGCUCAUCCAGGACUCAUCCUGUCUGAAGACCUGACCAGUGUGAGUCUGGGAGACGAACAGAAGCAUCCUGACAAUCCAGAGAGGUUUGAUCGUUACUGGUCUGUCCUGGGCUCUGAGGGUUUCAACUCAGGGACUCACAGCUGGGACGUCCAGGUCGGAGACAACACACGCUGGGGACUGGGUGUGAGAGCAGAGUCUGUCCAGGUGAAGGGAGUCAUACAGUCUGGAUCAUGGGGAAUAUGGUUCUAUAAAGGUAAAUACUUUGCACGGUCACCAUCAGAUCCAGCCUCUGUUCUCACAGAGCAGAAGAAGAUCCAGAGGAUCAGAGUGAAUCUGGAUUGGAACAAAGGAAAACUGUCGUUCUCUGAUCCUGAUACUAACACACACAUACACACCUUCACACACACUUUCACUGAGAAGAUGUUUCCACUCAUUAACACUGGGGGUCACAUGAAGCUGUUACCAGAGAAGGUCUCUGUGACCGUGAGACAGAACAGUUAGAGAUGCCAGCUGUUGUGUUCAAGGUGGUGGAUUCUGAAACAGGAAGAUGUGAAAACAUCAACACAGAUCACAGUCGUGUGUUUGUGAGAGAGUUCAAAUCUCUGGCAGCAGAAACAUGGACUCAGCAGCUUCUUUGUGUUUCUGUUUAUUGGCUGAAGUCAAGUAUCAGGUCCGUGUUUAAUUAACCUCGAGGCUUCUGUAAUCAUUUCUGUGCUGGUUUGGUCUUUUUCAGCCACGUCUGCCUCGUGUUACCUUCUGAAAUGGCUCAUCGAUGUUCCACAGUUGAUUUAUAGAACGAUGUAAUCUAUGGAUAAUACUCAUAAAGAAAUUGAAAUGGCAUUUAACAGCCGGGAAUGUAAUCCCUCUUUACGGUGUCUGUAAUCUGUGAUGACUAAUCCAGUAAUAUUUCUACAUAUAGAUUCAUGACAUCAUGGAUUAACAUUUUUAAUUGGUAAUUGUCAUUUUACUCAAUUUACUUACUCUUGCUACUAACUUUUUGCUUUCAAAGUCGUCAUUAUGAAGGUCAUUAUUGAUGAUUAAAAAAUAUAUAAUGACAAUAA